Pochonia chlamydosporia 170 is the source of this 1644-nucleotide messenger RNA. Its product is annotated as 6-phosphofructo-2-kinase. Gene Ontology annotation, cellular component: cytosol. Bases 1 to 1644 code for a protein of 547 amino acids. The transcript is spliced from 6 exons. Gene Ontology annotation, biological process: fructose metabolic process; fructose 2,6-bisphosphate metabolic process. Gene Ontology annotation, molecular function: 6-phosphofructo-2-kinase activity; ATP binding; fructose-2,6-bisphosphate 2-phosphatase activity. The record is from RefSeq and is a predicted model, not a curated record. Lineage: Eukaryota; Fungi; Ascomycota; Sordariomycetes; Hypocreales; Clavicipitaceae.
AUGGAUACACUACUAACUGCCGAGAUCGCGGCCAACGCACCACGAUACCGCCGCAAGAGUUCUACCUUCAUUGACGGCAUUCAUGAUGUGACGGAAAAUGAUAAUCUGGCACCCGCACAGUUGUACAGCACCAUGUCCGGCAGGCUAUUUCACUCAGGACGAAUUGCCAUCGUCAUGGUCGGACCCCCAGCCCGUGGCAAGACUCAUAUAUGUGUCUCCCUGGCAAGAUAUCUGCAAUGGCUGGGAGUCAAGACGCGCAUAUUCCAUCUUGGUGACUACCGCCGGGCCACAAUUGGGCCUGAAGGCGCAGUCCCUGAAGACUACUUCUUCCCAGACGCAUCUCCAUCAUCUGUGAUUCUGCGCCAGAAGAUUCUGAAAAAGUGCCGAGAAGACAUUUAUGCUUGGCUCAACCAUGAAAAUGGCCAGGUGGCAAUAUAUGAUGCCGUGAACCCCACUGCCAGUGGUCGCAGGUCUCUGGCAAAGGAGUUGGGUAAACAUGAUGUUCAGACUUUGUUUAUUGAAUCUUUUGUUGACGACGAGCGUAUUCUUCGUGAAAAUGCCAGAAAUGUCAAAAUCUCUUCCCCAGAUUUUGCUGGGAUGGAUCCCGACGAGGCUGCCAAACUGUACUUGAAGAGAAUUGAGAUGCGCAUACCCGUAUUUGAGACCAUGAAUGAAGCAGAACUCAACUACAUCAAGAUGAUUAAUGCAGGCGCCAAGUUCUUUUACAACAACGUCAGCUUCAACUACCUCUCCCACAGAAUCGUCUUCUACCUCACCAACUUGCACAUCAAGUCACGGACAACCUUCUUCGUCCGCGCCGGCACCACCGAGGAAGAAGACUCCUACAAGGCUGAUGCACCCUUGUCCGAACUGGGCAAGACGUACGCAGAAAGGAUGUCCGAGACGCUCCUCAAGCACCGCCAGCAGGAACACGACGAGCAACUGGAGAAGGGUGAAGGACAGCAAAUGCCCCUGAGACCGUUGACCGUGUGGACAUCGACGCGCAUGAGAACGGUCCAGACGGCAGACUAUUUGAAGGAUAAGGGCUACAAGGUCCGGCUGCGAUCACAGAUGAGCCAGAUCAAUCCUGGUGUUUGUGAAAGCAUGCCCGAACGUUUGAUUCGGAAAUUGUAUCCCGAGGAAGUUGAGAAGCGCGAUUUAGAUCCUUACCAUCAUAGAUAUCCCCGAGCUGAGUCCUACCAUGAUCUAGCGGUGCGUCUCGAGCCAAUCAUUCUUGAACUUGAGCGUGAACAGAAUGACCUCCUCAUCAUUGCACACGAGUCUGUUCUCCGUGUCCUCUACGCCUACCUGAUGCAUUGCUCCACCAUGGAAAUACCCAACCUCAAAUUUCCUCGCGACGAAAUCAUUGAGAUUAUCCCCGCAGCAUACCAGAAUGAGGCGAAGCGCAUCCAUAUCCCGGGCCUGGAUCCCAAGCUGCUGCCUGGGUCGCCGGAUAUCAUGCAGACUCCGAUCCAAGGAAUAAAUGCCCCCGCUGCUGGACCAGGCAGCAUCCCCGGGAGCGGUCAGAUGAGUCCUAUUGCCGGCGGUAUGAGUAGUCCUUCUGUGCCGCUGGAGCGUCCUCCAGAGAAGGUGAUUAACACAGCCAAGGACAUGGUGGCAGACAAGGUGGACGAUGAAGAUUAG